AACUCACAGUUCUCACAAUGUCUGCAAACAUCCUCAUCGUUGGUGCCGGCGCCAUUGGAGCCUUCUAUGCCUCUCGUCUUGCGCUUGUCCCUGGUACCUCCGUCUCGGUUAUCUGCCGCUCCAACUACAAAGCCGUGAAAGCGAAUGGCUUCCAAGUUACCUCACCGCAAUACGGCGAUUACACCUUCGUACCUGCCAAUACCUUUGCGAACCCAGACGAAGCAAGAGCGAGCGGGAUACAAUGGGACUUCAUAGUAGUUAGCACGAAAGCGUUACCCGACGUGAGCGACGACUCGACGAUACUUGAGGGGUUAGUCGGCGAUAAGACGGCCAUUGUGCUGAUACAGAAUGGCCUGGGCGUAGAAGAACCGUAUACGAAGCGAUUUCCACAGGCUGCGAUAUGUUCGGCGGUUACGAUAGCAACCUGCGCGCAGCCCGAACAUGGUCAGAUCAAGCACAACAGAUGGACGCGGAUAAACAGCGGACCGUACCUGCCUCAUCUAGAUACUGGGAGCAGAAAAGAUAGCGACGUGCGCGUCAUCUUGAUGAAUGACGCGUUCAUCGAGAUGCUGAGGGUAGGAGGCAUCAAAGACGCCGAAGCCUACAGUCAUGCCAAACUCCAACUAGUCCGCUGGCACAAGAUCGCCAUCAACGCCUCCAUGAACCCAACCUCGGUCCUCACCCUUUGCCUCCCGAACAACGUCAUGUCUCUCGACCCAGAACUGCAGCGCCAUCUCAAAGGCGUCAUGACCGAGAUCCUCGAAACCGCCCCCAAGAUCCUUGGCGAGCCCAUGCCUAAAGAAUUCGCAACCCCCGAUCAGAUCAUUCGGUCUACACAAAAGAACACAAGCGGAAGCAAGCCAAGCAUGGCCGUCGACUGGGAAGCGGGCAAGAAGAUGGAAAUUGAGGUCAUUCUUGGCAAUCCAUUGAGGAUUGCGCGGGACAGGGGCUUUGAGAUGCCGCGUCUGCAGAGUUUGUAUGCGAUGGUCAGGAUGGCGCAAGAGGUCAGAGAUCAGAGGAAAGACAACAAGUUGUGAGAGGCUGGAUUGUUCCCGUUGAUUGGUCUCUCGAUUGCUUCCUUUGUGUGUGGUUUACCUCAGCCGAGUAAAGCGAGCUCCGUUCCAAACUGCAAACUUCAAGUCAACAGGAUCGCGUGGGCAGGGUCACCUCCAAGCAUUCCAUUUGGCUUUGCUGCUAUAUACCUCCUGAUGUUGUCAUGAUACUUUAAAUUUGCAAUAAAGAUUAUAUGCAGCGUAAGAAUUCUCAAGACUUUGUUCGCGACCCUGGUACUUAGCUUUUCGCCUAUGUUUCUAGGGCAUAUCUAGCCACCUGAGGACUCCAAAUUUGACAAACAUAGUAACCACCAACCUUCCAAAGAGGGUCGUGCCUGUAUAAGAGGUGGCUGGGAAGUGAAGGUGAAAGCGCCGCUUUCUCGAUCUGCCGACAUUACC
Molecule: messenger RNA, 1451 nt
Organism: Alternaria rosae
Lineage: Eukaryota; Fungi; Ascomycota; Dothideomycetes; Pleosporales; Pleosporaceae
Product: 2-dehydropantoate 2-reductase
Exons: 1
Coding region: 18-1037 (339 amino acids)
Biological process (GO): pantothenate biosynthetic process
Cellular component (GO): cytoplasm
Molecular function (GO): 2-dehydropantoate 2-reductase activity
Source: RefSeq, a predicted model, not a curated record